AUGGAGCGUCCGGGCGGAGCGGUCCCCUCCGAGCAGCGGGUCCCCGCCGAGCAGCGGCCCCCGGACCCCCCCGACGACGACCCCCCCGCCGCCUCCCCCCCGGCCGGCCCCGGGUCGGCGAGCGAGGCCCUGCCGCCGCUGGGCUCGUUGGGGCGUCGGCUGCUGGUGCUGCUGCUCGCCUACCUGGCCGGGGCCCUGGGGCUCAGCCUGGGCUUCGUCCUGUUGGGCCUGGCCCUCUACCUGGGCUGGCAGCGGGUCCGCGGCGGCAAGGAGCGGAGCCUCCGGGCCGCAAGGCUCCUGCUGGACGACGAGGAGCGGAUCACGGCGCAGACCCUCUAUCUCAGCCACCGGGAGCUGCCGGCCUGGGUCAGCUUCCCCGACGUGGAGAAGGUCGAAUGGCUGAACAAGAUCGUGGCCCAGAUCUGGCCCUUCUUGGGUCAGUACAUGGAGAAGAUGCUGGCCGAGUCCGUGGCCCCCGUCGUGCGAGGCUCCAACCCCCACCUGCAGACCUUCACCUUCACCCGCGUGGAGCUGGGGGAGAAGCCUCUGCGGAUCCUGGGAGUGAAAGUUCACACGGGGCAGACGAAGAAUCAGAUCCUGCUGGACCUCAACAUCAGCUAUGUGGGUGACCUGCAGAUCGAUGUGGAGGUGAAGAAAUACUUCUGCAAAGCCGGGGUCAAGGGCAUGCAGCUGCACGGGGUCCUCCGCCUCAUCCUGGAGCCGUUGCUGGGCGACCUGCCCAUCGUUGGAGCUGUUUCCAUGUUCUUCAUCCGCCGCCCGAUGUUGGACAUUAACUGGACAGGGAUGACCAACCUGCUGGACAUUCCAGGACUCAGUGCUCUGUCGGACUCGAUGAUCAUGGAUUCCAUCGCUGCCUUCCUCGUGCUGCCCAACCGCCUGCUCGUGCCCCUCGUGCCAGACCUACAGGAAGUGGCCCAGCUCCGCUCCCCGCUGCCCCGGGGCAUCGUGCGGGUCCAUCUGUUGGCGGCACGGGCGCUGGGCUCCAAGGACACGUUUGUGCGCGGCCUCAUCGAGGGCAAGUCUGAUCCGUACGCCCUGGUCCGCGUGGGCACCCAAGUCUUCUGCAGCAGGGUGGUGGACAAUGACCUCAACCCUCGGUGGGGGGAGACCUAUGAGGUGAUGGUGCAUGAGGUCCCGGGGCAGGAGCUGGAAGUCGAGGUGUUUGACAAGGACCCAGACAAGGAUGACUUCCUGGGCCGGAUGAAGCUGGAUCUGGGGAACGUGCUGAAGGAGCAGGUGUUGGACGAGUGGUUCCCGCUGCAGGGCGGGCCAGGCCAGGUGCACCUGCGGCUGGAAUGGCUGACUUUGCUACCGGACGCGGCCAAGUUGGAUCAGGUCCUACAGUGGAACCGGGGGGUCUCCUCCCGGCCUGACCCCCCUUCAGCAGCCAUCCUGGUGAUCUACCUGGACCGAGCUCAAGACCUGCCGCUGAAAAAGGGGAACAAGGAGCCAAACCCUAUGGUCCAGCUGUCGGUGCAGGAUGUGACCCAGGAGAGCAAGGCCACCUACAACACCAACUCCCCGGUGUGGGAAGAGGCCUUCCGCUUCUUCCUGCAGGACCCGAACAGCCAAGACCUGGACAUCCAGGUAAAGGACGACAGCCGGCAGCUGGCUCUGGGCUCUCUGAGCCUACCCCUGUCACGCCUGCUCAGCGCCCCGGACCUCACCCUGGACCAGUGGUUUCAGCUGAGCAGCUCCGGCCCAGCCUCACGCCUCUACAUGAAGCUCGUUAUGCGGAUCUUGUACCUGGACACAUCGAGUGUCCACUUCCCGCUGACCCCCAGCUCCCCGGGGCCCGCGGAGACGUCCGGCGAGAGCUUCCAUCCGGGCAGCAGCGUUGACCAACCGCCCCGGCCCACCCACACAUCUCCCGAUGGCCAUUUUGGCACUGAGGGGGUCCUGCGGAUCCACGUGCUGGAGGCCCAGGGGCUCAUCGCCAAGGACACGUUCCUGGGGGGGCUGGUCCGGGGCAAGUCCGACCCCUACGUCAAGCUGCGCGUCGGCGGGCUCAGCUUCCGGACCCGUGUGGUGCGCGAGGAGCUCAGCCCCCGUUGGAACGAGGUCUUCGAGGUGAUUGUCACCACAGUCCCCGGACAGGAGCUGGAGGUCGAGGUGUUCGACAAGGAUCUGGACAAGGAUGACUUCCUGGGCCGGUGUAAGGUCAGCCUUGGCCCCGUGCUCAGCAGCGGGUUCAUGGAUGAGUGGCUCUACCUGGAGGAUGUCUCUUCUGGCCGCCUGCACCUGCGACUGGAGCGUCUGAGUCCCCGGCCCAGCACAGCCGAGCUGGAGCAGGUGCUGCAGGUGAACAGUCUGAUCCAGACCAACAAGAGCACCGAGCUGGCGGCUGCCCUGCUGUCCGUCUACCUGGAGCAGGCUGCGGACCUGCCCCUCCGUAAAGGCAGUAAGCCACCCAGCUCUUAUGCCACCAUCAGUGUUGGAGAUUCCUCCUUCAAGACCAAGACGUGCCCCCAGACCUCGGCCCCUGUGUGGGAUGAGACGGCCUCUUUCCUUAUUAGGAGGCCCCACGUCGAGAGCCUAGAGCUGCAGGUGCGGGGAGACGGGUCAGGGACGCUUGGUUCCCUGUCCCUGCCGCUGUCCGACCUCCUCGCCAGCAGCCACCUGUGCCUCGAUGGCUGGUUCCCCCUCAGCAAUGGGCAGGGCCAGGUGCUACUGCGGGCUCAGCUCGGAAUCCUGGUGUCGCAGCACUCGGGGGUGGAAGCUCACAGCCACACCCCGUCUCCUCUGAGCGAGGAGUCAGAGUCGUGGGGAGCACCCCCCGUCCUCACCUCUUCGGCCCCUGAGCUCCGGCAGAGGCUACUUCACAUGGACAGCCCCCCAGAGGCACCGGCUGGGCAACUGGGCCAGGUGAAGCUGACCGUUUGGUACUACCCUGAGGAGCAAAAGCUGGUCAGCCUUGUCCAUAGCUGCCGGGCUCUGCGGCAGUCGGGGCGUGACCCCCCUGACCCCUAUGUGUCCCUGUUGCUGCUGCCGGACAAGAAUCGGGCCUCCAAGAGGAAGACCAGCCCCAAGAAGAAGACCCUGAGCCCAGAAUUCAAUGAGAGGUUCGAAUGGGACAUGUCCGUGGACGAGGCUAUGCGGCGGAAGCUUGAAGUCUCUGUUAAAUCCAACGUCUCCUUCAUGACUCGGGAGCGGGAACUGCUGGGGAAGGUGCAGCUGGACUUAGCUCAGAUGGAUCUGUCCCAGGGAGCAGCGCAGUGGUACGACCUGAAGGACGACAAGGACAAAGGAGGCUCCUAGCCUGGGGCCCUGCUGUCAACUCCCCCCGCCCGCC
Tachyglossus aculeatus (Australian echidna) is the source of this 3313-nucleotide messenger RNA. It is a transcript of the gene ESYT1, whose product is annotated as extended synaptotagmin 1. Gene Ontology annotation, molecular function: lipid binding. The record is from RefSeq and is a predicted model, not a curated record. Bases 1 to 3279 code for a protein of 1092 amino acids. Lineage: Eukaryota; Metazoa; Chordata; Mammalia; Monotremata; Tachyglossidae. The transcript has 32 exons. Gene Ontology annotation, biological process: lipid transport.